AUGGUCCAUACCCCUCGAGCCAAGCCUGUGCUUGAGAUCAUCCCGAACAACCGCUUCAUCGUCUUCCAUGGCGACCAGCACGAAGCCGAGACUAUUAAGCUCAAUGGUGUCGUCCGAUUGACUACACCAGAUGCCAUGAGUAUCAAGAACGUCAAAAUCUGGCUUGAGGGCAAACGAAGAAUCUCAUGGUUCUACAUGGGCGGUAUGGCAGCAGGUGAAGUGUCGGACAAAAAGACCUUCUGGCGCGAGGAACGUGCUCUAGGUACAUCUGGGACGCACAAGAUCAACUCGGGAACGAUAGAGUGGCCCUUCGAAUACAUCCUCGACCCUAGCAUGCCCGAAAGCAUCGAAGGCAUGAACAGUACCUACAUCGUUUACUACCUGCAUGCGAGCGUCUCGAGACCUGGCUGGAACGCAAAGGAUAUCACUACCACACAGCACAUUCGCAUCGUGAGAACUCUGGGAGCCGAGCAGAUGGAAACAACUCGCUCGAGGACCAACGCCGAUAUUUGGGCAAACAAGCUCAGCUACAGCAUCUCGAUUCCCACCGACGCCGUUGUUUUUGGAACUUCGAUUGUCGCAGACGUCGAAUUAUCGCCUAUUCGAAAGGGUAUCAAGCUCGGCAAGAUCGAGAUGAGGCUCAUAGAAGCAGUGACAAAGCGAAUUCAGUCGUCUGAGGUACCCGAUCAGCGUGGUGACAGAUGCAAGGUCGAUGAGUCAGAUGUUGCAAAAGCAGAAAUGGAAUUCCCCGAAGACUCGCGUGUCACUUUUGACGAAGAGAGCGCCGAAAACCCCAUCAUGGAAGAUGAGAAAUACGUCUUCAAGGCUACUCUGGACUUGCCCAAGUCUCUCAAGCAGUGCAGACAAGAUGUCGACUCACACAACAUCAACAUUACUCAUCGUUUCAAGCUCAUGGUCAACAUUCAUAACCCGGAAGGCCACAUCUCUCAGCUCGUUUGCCGUCUUCCUGUCAAACUCUUCAUCUCUCCUAACCUACCGGUCGAUGACUCGAACGAGGUCCAAGUCGCUGCGAGAACCAUGACCGACGCCGAGUUGAACCAGCAAGAAGUUACGUUGAACGCCCCACCAGAAUACGGUCGACACCAGCUCGAUGCUCUAUACAACGAUAUCAACACGGGUGGUUAUAUGAGUCGCGCGCCCAGUGGAUCGGCCACUCCUUUCUAUGCCCAAAGCCGCAACGCAUCUUCGGAAAACCUGCAAUCUUUGAACGGUGUCGCAGAU
This is a messenger RNA of Aureobasidium melanogenum CBS 110374, 1242 nucleotides long. RefSeq lists its product as uncharacterized. The annotation marks the transcript as partial. Gene Ontology annotation, biological process: ubiquitin-dependent endocytosis. NCBI's taxonomy places the organism in Eukaryota, Fungi, Ascomycota, Dothideomycetes, Dothideales, Saccotheciaceae. Gene Ontology annotation, molecular function: ubiquitin protein ligase binding; protein-macromolecule adaptor activity. The transcript has 4 exons. Gene Ontology annotation, cellular component: cytosol; cytoplasm; plasma membrane. The record is from RefSeq and is a predicted model, not a curated record.